Molecule: messenger RNA, 333 nt
Organism: Clonostachys solani
Lineage: Eukaryota; Fungi; Ascomycota; Sordariomycetes; Hypocreales; Bionectriaceae
Source: the annotation of a GenBank genome assembly
AUGCUUCACGCAGGCGUGGACAAACAGGCAGACGGUCUCCAGGACCAGUCUCCCUUCGUGGAUGGCAGCGUCCAGCUUCUCGCUGUCGAGGUCAUAGACUCUCUUCAGACGCUCCUCCGAGUAGCGCAUGGCGAUCGACCAGCCUUUGGCGAUCUGGUCGAUGUCGCCCUCCAUGAUGCAGUCUGCCAUGUCUGCGGUCUGAGAUGCUGGCUGCUGGAGGCUUUUGAACUCAAUAAGAAGAGGAGAAUCAGUUGGAUCAAGAGUCAACUCAAUGUCACGGUUGUUGAACUCAAGGUGGCUGGUGUUGUUCAAAGCGAAUGCAAGAAAAGGUGA